AGUCGCGAGCUCAGUCACAUCAGAGAUACGAUAACGACUUGUCGCAAAGUUUCCAACACGCGCAUUAAAAACAAAUACAAAGCUUGCAUAUUCAGUAUCGCUGAAAGUAACUGAUUAUUGUAAAUUUUUAACUAUUAGUUUGGCGUUUGAAAUUAAAGGUUUUGAAACUUUCGAGACUAAACACAAAUACCUUAAGUUGAGCACCGCAAGAGCACCGUUAUAUCGGACAAUAUGCAACGAUUCGGAAAGCAAUCACUCCAGCUACACGUUCUACUCAUUGGACUCGUUUGUUUUAGUCUAACUGAUCCUGCAAGCGCUCUCAGUCAGUUGGUCACCGAUACAUUUAGCCAAACUAUAGCCGGCGAUGUCGUUGUUUACCUGAAUGCCACGUACUGGCGUUGUGAUCUAGUCUUAUGUCCCGCAUAUACCGAUCAAUGUGUGGUGACGAAGUCUAGGUCGCCUACUGAACCAAACGAUCUAAUACGAAGAAAUAUCUGUGUGUCCGCCAACAAACAGCUGCUUGUCGAUGAGUCGGUUACCGAACCAAUAAAACCCUAUGAAGACAUCAAUUUCAAACUGAUUGUGAGCAGCAGCGGUACGUCUGUACUACAGGACUCUUCCUACUCCAACACCUAUACAAGUACGUCUUAUUCGAGUUCAUCUGUUAAUACAGAUGCUGUCUCAAAAGCUGCUGAAAAAGCUGCUGCGGAAGCUGUGGCCAAUGCUGCGGCGAAUACGGCCCAUAUUAAUCGUCAAAUUGCCAGAACUCUUCAGCAGACCGGUGAAGCAGUGAGAAGAAGCCUUGAAACAGCUCACCAAGACUUAGUAGAAGCAUUCCGUAGCGCAGGCCUGUGGGGGAAAUGAGGAAACAUUUCGGAUGGCAGUGAUCUAAGCCUAGCAGGAAGCUGUUUUUAUUAAAGCAAAACCAAUACCCGACAAUAAAUGCUGUGAAAUAAUAAUACCUUAUACUUAUAUGUAUGUACUUAUAUGUAUGUAUGUACUUACAUAUAACCGUUAUGUGU
This is a messenger RNA of Bactrocera latifrons, 1022 nucleotides long. RefSeq lists its product as uncharacterized. Bases 232 to 864 code for a protein of 210 amino acids. The transcript is spliced from 3 exons. The record is from RefSeq and is a predicted model, not a curated record. NCBI's taxonomy places the organism in Eukaryota, Metazoa, Arthropoda, Insecta, Diptera, Tephritidae.